This is a messenger RNA of Anopheles coustani, 939 nucleotides long. RefSeq names its product protein SYS1 homolog (gene Sys1). Bases 209 to 697 code for a protein of 162 amino acids. The record is from RefSeq and is a predicted model, not a curated record. Gene Ontology annotation, biological process: Golgi to plasma membrane protein transport; protein localization to Golgi apparatus; Golgi to endosome transport. The transcript is spliced from 2 exons. NCBI's taxonomy places the organism in Eukaryota, Metazoa, Arthropoda, Insecta, Diptera, Culicidae. Gene Ontology annotation, cellular component: trans-Golgi network; Golgi membrane.
ACGUCGUCGGAAUCGGAAAACAACAAGCGCAACUUUCCAUUCGAUUUCCCAAGAUGUUGUCCAAUCGAUCCUUUGUGCAGUGUGUAAAUGUUUAGUGGUCAUGAUUGUUUUUCGCUACGGAUAGAGCCCUGGUUUGAUCUGCAAUCGAUUGAAUGUGCCUAUUACCUUGUCUACGCCACCUGCUCAGAACUCGAUCAGGAUCACCAGGAUGAAGAAACUAACAGGAACGUUUCGCAACACGCAAUGGGACCCGUACCUGCUCAUCACACAGAUCAUUGCAAUGCAAGCACUUUUGUACGUAAGCCUCGGGUCGAUCAUGUUCGUGAUGGACUUUUUUGCCGAAGCAAACCAUACCUUGGAUCAUAUUUUCGAGUAUCAUGAAAUACACGUAACCGAUCUCGGUGGACGAUUGGUUAUUGUCGCCUUCAUACUCAACUCCCUAGUCGGUGCCGGGUUGCUGUGGUUUAUUGUGCGGCGGACAAAGCUGUGCUUGGAUUUUAGCUUUACCUUCCACGUCAUACACCUGGUAAUCUGCUGGUGGUACAACGAGGCCUUCCCAUCGACCAUUGGCUGGUGGAUGCUGAAUGCCGUCUGCACGGCGCUCAUGUGCGUGUGCAGCGAAUUUCUCUGUCUCAAAACGGAGCUGAAGGAGAUUCCGGUCGGCUAUACGGCGCUAAACAACAAGGUUGACCUGUAAUUUGUAUCCAUAUCCGCUGUGUAACUGAGGUUUCCGUUCGACAAAAGCUUUGUGGACUCCGAGGAACGUAUAAAAGAGAAAAUAGACGCCAUGGCUUCAGGGACGUUCUCCGGUAAUUCCUGUUCAUAUGUUGUGUAGCAACACUGCAAGCUUUAUAGGUAGAACUUUAUGUAAGAUUAUUUUUAAAUUAUUCUGUUCAAUACUAAUCCAAAACAAAUAAAACAAAAAGAGCUGAAUGAGAA